CGAGUAAUAUUUACAUUUAAUUGCAAGUACCGAUAGGAUGAUUAUAGAUAAUUAAACAAUCCAGUUGCCUGGAGGAAAAUAAUCGGUAUUGAAGUAAAAUGAAAAAAUAGUUGUCUGUGUGCAGUAAUCGAUGGAUGCUCGUGCCGGUAUAAAUGCGCCCGCGAACCACGGGAUCGGUUUACUCGUUCGGGAAAUGCAUCCCAGGUUGGUGGGUAUCUUUUGGUGUCACUGUGCGGUCAUGCACACCUCCGUUAUUUUACUGUUAGUUGUGUGUGCAUCGCAUUGUUACCAGCCGCCUCCAGCGGAGGCUUACAUGACCAGGUGGGACAAGCUCAAUUUGGACCUCGUUUUGGAGAACAAAAAGCUGCUCCAUCAUUACUACAAUUGUUUGAUGAACAAGGGACCUUGUCCUCCUGAUGGCCGCGAAUUGAAGCGAGCUUUGCCGGAAGCAUUGAGUACUGAGUGUGCAAAGUGUUCCAAGAGCCAAAAGGAAGGCGCGAUUAAAAUUAUCAAGUACUUGAGAGAAUACAAACCGAAAGAAUUUGGAAUACUUGCCAACAAAUAUGAUCCUGACGGAGUGUAUCGUAGAAAAUAUUUUGCAUCAAAAGAUACCAAUAAUUUGACGUAAUUAC
Molecule: messenger RNA, 632 nt
Organism: Cotesia glomerata
Lineage: Eukaryota; Metazoa; Arthropoda; Insecta; Hymenoptera; Braconidae
Product: ejaculatory bulb-specific protein 3-like
Exons: 3
Coding region: 131-628 (165 amino acids)
Source: RefSeq, a predicted model, not a curated record